Erpetoichthys calabaricus (reedfish) is the source of this 981-nucleotide messenger RNA. RefSeq names its product olfactory receptor 10A2-like. Bases 1 to 981 code for a protein of 326 amino acids. Gene Ontology annotation, biological process: G protein-coupled receptor signaling pathway. The transcript has a single exon. Gene Ontology annotation, cellular component: membrane. Gene Ontology annotation, molecular function: olfactory receptor activity; G protein-coupled receptor activity. The record is from RefSeq and is a predicted model, not a curated record. NCBI's taxonomy places the organism in Eukaryota, Metazoa, Chordata, Cladistia, Polypteriformes, Polypteridae.
AUGAGUAACACAAGCAGCGAUUUCAUCAUUGUCGGAUUUCCAGGACUGCAGGACUACCAGAAUAUUCUGUUUAUUGUAUUUUUGGCUAUUUUCUUGGUAACUUUCAUUGGAAACGUCACCAUUCUGCUGUUAGUUGUAGCCGAUCAGCGGCUUCACACGCCAAUGUACAUUUUUCUUUGGAAUUUAGCUCUGUUAGAUGUAUUAAUGGCAGUGGCACUCAUACCAAAGCUGCUCUCCGUGUUUCUGUCUCAUAAAACGGUGUCCUUUACAGAAUGUUUUGUACAAAUGUAUUUUGUGAUCUCUUUUGGAGCAACUGAAAUUUUCUUGGUGGCAGCAAUGGCUUAUGACCGCUAUGUUGCAGUAGUGAAGCCUCUACAUUACAAUGUCAUUAUAAAUUUUAAAACAUGCUUAAAUAUCAUAACCUCUGUUUGGGUUUGUGGCUUCAUAGUACCCAUUGUAUCUGUAAUUACAGCAGCCAUCCAGCCAUACUGUGCUUCAAAGGAAAUCAUGCAUUGCUUUUGUGAUUAUCCAGAUGUGAUAUCAUUAGCUUGUGCUGAUGUGACGUUUUACGCUAAUUUCACAUUAUAUCUUGCAAUGAUUGUUAUCUAUGGACCUCUGCUGUUUGUUCUUUGGACUUACUGUAGAAUAGUGUACGCAGUAAUUAAACUCAAGUCUGCCGAAAGCAGAAAGAAAGCAUUUUCUAUGUGUAUCUCCCACGUGAUUAUAGUUCUGAUGUAUUACAUUUCCUGCGCCAUCGUCUACAUAGGGCUAAAAAUAAAUAACAUCUCCUAUGAUGGACGUGUUUUCAUUGGGAGUUUGAAUUACUUUUUUACCCCCAUGAUGAACCCAAUCAUUUACAGCUUGCGAAAUGAGCAAAUAAAAGCAGCAGUGAAAAAAUAUCUGAAUUUGCAUGCACUUUUUCAUAGAACAGACAAAAAAAAAACAUCAGCAGCAGUUCAUAGAACAGCAACAGAAAGCUAA